AUGAAGCCGAAGAAGAAGGCAUCCAAGGGCGCUCGUACGCCGGCAGCGGCCGAAGCGACAGAGGAAGACGGCCGCCCUCCUGCAGAGGGCCUCAGGCGGAGCCGCCGGGCAGCCGCCGACCGCACUCCGCGCAGUUCGCAGCGACUGGAGCAGCGCGGUGUCAGCAAGACAUCGGGCGUUUCGCGGCGAAAGGCGGAGGACCGCAGCACGCGCAGCCGGCAACCUGGCCGGAGGGGGAGGGAAGACGAUGCACCAGAGGCUCGUGGAGCUGUCGCACGCGAGGCGCCGGGGGCGGUCGCUGCCGACCAGGACGGCGAGGCUGAGGCCGGCCGCUCGUCGCCGCGAAAUGCUGAAGGCUGUGGCGGUGACGUUCUGAGGAGGAGGGUUUCUGAUUCUGAUUCGGAUGGUGAUGCUGGCUGGGAUUACGGUCAGGCACCACUGUUCCCUUCCGAGGCGGAACCACGUGCGCAGGCGCCGAAUGCCGACCUAGCACCCUCUGACGCGACGGGCCGCGACAGCGGCGGAAAGCAAACGGGCACGAAGGACAGGAGCGGGUCCCGGAAGGAAACUGGUGUGGAUGGCGUACAUGUGCACGCCUCCCGGCCCGACGAAGACGAUCAGGGCGCUGACGGACUAUCCCUGGACCUGACCUCGGUGCAGCGCCGCAUCAAGGAGGUCCUCUACGUCCUGGAGGACUUUGCGGCGCGGAGGGAGCAAGGGCGCGCGCGUGCAGAUUAUGUCGCGCAGCUGCGAAAGGAUAUCGCAGCCUACUAUGGGUACAACGACUUCAUGGUCGACUAUCUCCUGAACUUGUUCCCCGCAAGCGAAGCCAUCGAGUUUGUGGAGGCCAAUGAGGUCCGCAGGCCGACGACGCUUCGCAGCAACACGCUCCGGACGCGACGACGCGACCUGGCUGGAGCGCUAAUCAAUCGCGGGGUCAAUCUCGAUCCCAUUGGGAAAUGGUCCAAGGUCGGCCUGGUCGUUUACGACUCCCAAGUGCCAGUGGGCGCCACUCCAGAAUACAUGGCGGGGCACUACAUGCUGCAGGGGGCAUCGUCUUUUCUCCCGUGCAUCGCGCUCGCGCCGCAGCCAGACGAGACCAUCGUCGACAUGGCAGCUGCGCCAGGAGGCAAGACGACGUACCUUGCUGCGCUCAUGCGGAACACAGGCACCCUCUUCGCAAACGACCCUAGCAAAGAUCGCCUCAAGGCCGUCAGUGCAAACGUGCAGCGCAUGGGUGCUACGAACACGGUGUGCUGCAAUUACGACGGCAGAGAGCUGUGCAGAGUGCUCGGGAAGAGCAGCGUUGACCGUGUGCUGCUGGAUGCGCCCUGCAGUGGGACGGGUGUGAUCAGCAAGGACCCUUCGGUCAAGGUGAACAAGUCGCAGCAGGACAUCUAUGACUGCUCUUACCUGCAGAAGCAACUGCUUCUGCAGGCCAUCGACAUGGUGGAUCACCGCAGCGAGACGGGGGGUUACGUCGUGUACUCGACGUGCAGUGUGUGCAUCGAAGAGAACGAGAAUGUCGUUAACUAUGCUCUCAGGAAGCGCAACGUCAAGAUUGUGCCUACGGGGCUCGAGUUCGGUCGGCCAGGCCUGCAACGCUACCGCGAGUAUCGGUUCCACCCAUCAGUGGGGCACGCUCGCCGGUUCUAUCCCCAUGCGCACAACCUGGACGGCUUCUUCGUUUGCAAACUGAAGAAGCUAUCUGCCAACAAAGUUUCGAGGCCAAACGAGGAGAAUGAAGGCGAGGACGUCCUGCAGGCUGAUGACUCUGUCGAAGUUGCGGAUGGAGCCGCUGCUGCCACGCUCGCUGCCCCGGGUGGCUGUGGACCCGGGAGGAAGUCUCUCAAGGUGGCACCCGUGAAGAGGAAGGUGGUAUCCGAGCACCGAGCGCUUGGCAAGCGGUCAAAGGUGUAA
Molecule: messenger RNA, 1920 nt
Organism: Pedinophyceae sp. YPF-701
Lineage: Eukaryota; Viridiplantae; Chlorophyta; Pedinophyceae
Source: the annotation of a GenBank genome assembly